CAACGAGGUUCGCCAGUUGAAAACAAGACGUCCCGAGAAGAUCUUACAUUUCUCGUGAUCAUCGAAACUACGUUUUUACUUACGUUUGUUUACUAUUCAAUGAUUGGAACAUAGUAACAUAUUUUUGUUGUUAUAAUCAGAGAGAUAUCAUCGUUGCUUGAAAAUAUUAAAUACGAUAUAAAUAUAAAUGUAAAUAUAAAAUAAAAGUAGAAAAUAAUUAUUGUGCGAAUCGAAAGGAUCACACGAAGCUAUCUUGGCUGGUCUAAUAGACAAAACAAAAAGCUAGAAGACAUAUCCUUAAAAAAAGAAUAAACGAGAGAGAGAGAGAAAGAGAACAAAGUUUUUAGCUUCGUAACGAUAUCCUUGAAUUAAUAAUAUCAAUAAGAAAUAUGUCAUUGAGUUUACUAUGCUAAUUACUGCGAGCUAAUUGUAAUCCUAAAAUAGAGAGAAAAGAGAUAACGAAACACCGAUACUUACGAUACUCGAUUUUUGAAAAAUACAAGAAUAAAAUUAUAUACGAUGAAUUAACUUCUAUCUUGAAGAUUUUCAAAAGAAAACUCGAACAAAAACAGGGGAAAAAGAAAAAAAAAAGAAAAAAGAAAAGACAAUAACAACAAAGAUAUAAAUUUUUCAUAGAAAUAAUAACAAUGGAUCUCGUUUAUAUUCCUGAGGUAUUAACCUACGGAUCGUUCAGAAGCCCAUUAUAUCAAGAUUACGAGCAACCUUGGAACAAGAAUUAUUUUGGUCACGAACAAUCGAAAAGUCAACGUCUCCAACAAAAACAACAACAACCACCACCUCAAGAAUAUUAUCAACAAAAAAAACAGAUUACGAAGAACUGUCAUUUGUGUCGUGAAAACAAACGACGAAGUCUCGCUCUUUAUAUAAGGGAAAAAUCGCGAAGAAGUUCUUGUCAAGAAAUACAUGAGGAACUUGAAGAAAUCGAGGAAGAGGAAAAAGAAAUAAUAAAGAACGAAAAAAAAGAAAUAACUGAUAAAACCCAUGACAGUAACGUAUCGUUCAUUGGAAACGAUCAGAGGUUAUGCGAAGCGGAAGAAAAAAAGCUUGAAAAUAAAUGCUUCAUACAAGAGUGAAACUCCCCAAGGUAUUCGUGCCGUCCAUUAUUUGUUUCUUAAGAUUUUUUUCUCCACAAAAAAGGAGAGAGUGAGAGAAUGCGUGUGUGUGUGAAAGAGAGAGAGAGAGAAAAAGAAAGUUAAUCCUAAACAUAGAUAAAAAAUUACUUUCUAUGCAAACUUUUUUUUUUCUUUAUCUUAUCGUAAAUUUAAAAAUAUAAGAUUACAUAACCUCAUCAUUUUCGCAUUAUCUUGCAUUGUAACUAGCUUAUAUUCAGCUAUGCGUGCGCAUACAUAUAUUCAUUCACAUAAAUUAUAAAUAUAAUAUCAAUUAACAUAAUCAUGUUAAUAUUCAAUUCUAACAUAGAAAUAAUCAUUUUGUGCCAAGUUUAACUUUUUCGUUAACAUUAAAAAAGGAUUAGAUACGAAACUUCAAAUUUCUCCUAACUAUAAUAUUUGAUGUAGAAUACUAUAACAAGACUGAAUGAGUAAUGAUCAGUACAAAUAUGUAAAGUUUCGUCCCUUUUUCCGAUGAAUCAUAACAGAUACAAUCAUCUAAUUACUAUUCUCGACAAUAAUAACGAAUUGAAA
Vespa mandarinia (Asian giant hornet) is the source of this 1664-nucleotide messenger RNA. RefSeq lists its product as uncharacterized. NCBI's taxonomy places the organism in Eukaryota, Metazoa, Arthropoda, Insecta, Hymenoptera, Vespidae. The record is from RefSeq and is a predicted model, not a curated record.